AUGUGCGGUGAAAACAUGAAGCAAUUCCUGAAGGAGCUCCCAAAAUGUGAGCAUCACAUUCAUAUCGAGGGGUCUCUUUCUCCAGCGCUCUUAUUCGAGCUUGCCAAAACAAACAAUAUCGCCCUUCCAGACUCUGCGACUGAUGCCUCUUUCAAAUCUCCCGAAGAACUCGAGUCUCGCUAUGAACGCUUUACUUCCCUCAACGAUUUCCUCCAUUAUUAUUACAUUGGCAUGUCAGUUUUGAUAAAUGCUGCGGAUUACGAAAGUUUGGCCUAUGAAUACCUAACAAAAGCCAAUCGCGAUGGAGUUCACCAUGCCGAAAUUUUCUUCGAUCCACAAGCACACACUGAACGUGGAAUUGCAUACAAAACUGUUGUUGAGGGUCUUACUGCUGGAUUGAAGCGCGCUGAGAAGGAUUUCGGUAUCACCUCAAAACUCAUUCUAUGCUUCUUGCGACACUUGUCUGCUGAGAAUGCAAACACUACAUAUCAGGAAGCAGCUUCCCUUGGUCACUUUUCAAAUGGAACCGUAGCUGCUAUCGGUCUUGAUAGCAGUGAGGUUGGAUUCCCACCAGAAAUCUUCAGAGAAAUUUAUGAAUCCGCAGAAAGCAAAGGAAUUCAUCGCACCUCUCACGCUGGUGAGGAAGGUGACACGUCUUACAUUUCCAGAGCACUAGACAUCUGCAAAGUUGAGAGAAUUGAUCAUGGAAUUAGAUUGGCUGAAGAUGAAAGUUUAUUGAAGCGGGUGGCAGAGCAGGGAACAAUGUUGACAGUCUGCCCACUAAGCAAUGUUCGCUUGAGGUGUGUUGAGAAUGUUGGACAAUUGCCAAUUCGAAAGUUUUUGGAUGCAGGAAUUAAAUUCAGCAUCAACAGUGACGACCCAGCUUACUUUGGUGGUUAUAUCUUGGAUAACUAUGUUGCUGUUCAAGAAGCAUUCAACUUGAGUUUAAAGGAGUGGAAAUACAUUGCAACCAGCGCAAUCGAAGGGAGUUGGUGCGAUGAUGAGAGAAAGUCUGUGCUCUUAAGCAAGGUCGACGCAUGUGUCAAUAAGCAUGAGGCAUUGAUCUGA
Botrytis sinoallii is the source of this 1068-nucleotide messenger RNA. RefSeq lists its product as uncharacterized. Gene Ontology annotation, biological process: hypoxanthine salvage; purine ribonucleoside monophosphate biosynthetic process; adenine catabolic process. Lineage: Eukaryota; Fungi; Ascomycota; Leotiomycetes; Helotiales; Sclerotiniaceae. Gene Ontology annotation, molecular function: adenine deaminase activity. The record is from RefSeq and is a predicted model, not a curated record. Gene Ontology annotation, cellular component: nucleus; cytosol. Bases 1 to 1068 code for a protein of 355 amino acids. The transcript has a single exon.